AAUAUAUCGCAAAUGUUUGACUUUUUCAGACCGGCAUUUCUAUAGACAACCCUGUGUGUAUUUCGGGUCCUGAGUCAACGUGGGACAGUGCGUUUGUGUCAUGCCGAAUUUGUUGUCAAGUGUUUGUGUUUUUAAUGUCAGUAGGUCUAUUUUGACAUUUUUUACAUUACUAGUUUGGGAUAUUGGACAGUAACUGUGACGACUUAUCAUGAUGCCGGGGGAGAAUCUUUCCAAAAUCGCUUCAGGAGCAACUACUGGAGCCUGUCAAAACUGCACUGUGCUUCACCAGAACCUAAACGAAUAUGUGGCAGCUCUCCUGGUUUUGAAACAGAAAACUAUUGACUCCGAUCACCUGCUGAGUGAAUAUCAAGGGAAGUGUGAAGAGCUUCAGACAUCCCAGAGGGAGACCAGUAAGCAGCGUAUACAACUUGAUGAUCUGCAGUUGAAAGUAGCUUCUCUGGUAAAGCAACAUGCAGAGUACGAAGCCGUGCGGGCAGAGCUGGAGGCUAAGCAGAGCGCUGAGAAGUUGUCCCAGCAGCUGUUUGAGGAAGUGGAGAGGCUGAAGGAGCAGAACAACAACACAGAGACUCUAAAGAAGAGACUUGAGGACCAGCUGAAGAUGGUAGCAGAGACAACAGAGAAGCAGUGUGUGGAUAAUGUCCAGCUGAGACAGGAGAAGACGGCACUGCAGAAAGACCUGCUGACAACACAGGUGUCGUUGAAGACAUGUCAGAAGGGAGCAGAUGAAGUGCAGCAGUUGAAGGAGGACAACGCCAGGACAUCCGUUCUAAAAUACGACCUGGAAAAACAACUUGUACUGUUUCAAGAUUCUCAACUCAAGCAAGAGCGUGACAUUACCAGGCUGAAAACAGAGAAGAUUGUACUGGAGAACGAGCUUCUACAUCUUCAGGAACGACUAGAGAAACUGGAGACUGAGAAGAAUAAAGUAUUAAAGAGCUCAUCAACUCAAGCAACGGCACCUGAAGAAACACAGGUGGAUAAAGAGAAGAUCCAGAGGCUGCUGGAGGAUCUAUGGGUGUGUGUAGCUCCUCCCUCAUCACACCUCCCUGCCAGGAGGAAACGGCAGUUAAAGGAGCACCUACAAGACCGCAGCACAGUUGAACCCCACAGACCUGACAGUGACCCGCCAGGCCAUGUACCCAGCAGGAACAGUGACCCGGCAGGCCAUGUACCCAGCAGGAACAGUGACCCGGCAGGCCAUGGACCCGGCAGGAACAGUGACCCGGCAGGACAUGGACCCGGCAGGAACAGUGACCCGGCAGGACAUGGACCCGGCAGGAACAGUGACCCGGCAGGACAUGGACCCGGCAGGAACAGUGACCCGGCAGGCCAUGGACCCGGCAGGAACAGUGACCCGCCAGGCCCUGGACCCGGCAGGAACAGUGACCCGCCAGGCCCUGGACCCGGCAGGAACAGUGACCCGCCAGGCCAUGGACCCGGCAGGAACAGUGACCCGGCAGGCCCUGCACCCGGCAGGAACAGUGACCCGGCAGGCCAUGGACCCGGCAGGAACAGUGACCCGCUAGGCCAUGGACCCGGCAGGAACAGUGACCCGCUAGGCCAUGGACCCGGCAGGAACAGUGACCCGGCAGUCCCUGGACCCGGCAGGAACAGUGACCCGGCAGUCCCUGGACCCGGCAGGAACAGUGACCCGGCAGACCCUGGUCCCGGCAGGAACAAUGACCCGGCAGGUCAUGGACCCAGCAGGAACAUUGACCCGCCAGGCCAUAAACAUAGUAGAUCAGUUGAGGAGAUCCUGGACUGGUUCAAGCCGCUGCCCCCUGUCCUCUCCCCCUUACCCUGCUCCUCAGCUCAGGAGAGGUUGGAUGAUGUCUUGGAGUCCAGAGCUCGAGGGACCAGAUUUCCUCUAGAGAACAGAAACCACUCUGUCUACACUACAGGACCAGCCAAUAAAACAGCAGGACAGCAGCCUGGACCAGCCAAUCAGACAGCAGGACAGAAAACUGGACCAGCCAAUCAGAUGGCCCUUGUGUUGUCAGGACAACAACCUGCAGACUCCUCAGUGGAACUACCAUCAGACAGAAUUAAUUUUACUCCGAGAGAAAGCCCUGUUUCAGACAGCACUAAUUCUACUCUGAGAAAAAGCUCUGAUCUGGCCACAGGGACCUCAGGAGAGACAGAGAGGAACAGUGUGGCUGUCUGUGAACAGGAAGACAUGCAGGUAGAACCAGCUGCUGAAACCAUCCAGUCCCCAUCAGGAGAGAGUCAAACCUCCUCUAAUGAUCUACCUUACUUUACCAAAGCCACAGAGUGUCUCCCAAACUCAGUAGAGCAUCCAGGCAACCUCUCUGUCCAUACUGGGGCCGUUCAGACCUCACUCACCCAGACACAAGGAGAAGAAGUGCAGGACUUCUCACCAGACAUGACAGAGAUGGAUGUUGAGACUGACCCGUGUUAUAAUGGCUGUGUCUUGGCGGGUCAGAGCAUCAACCAUGGGGACUCAAAGAAAGUAGAAAGCAUUAAAGAUCAGUCAGGAGAGGCCAGCGUGUCUCAAACUCCCUCCACUAAACAGCUGGAACCCAGUCUUCUGGUUGAGUGUUCUGCGGAGACAGUGACUGGUCCAGAACAACUGACUGAAUGGGCUCCUAACACUCAAUGUAACACAACUGAUCAGAAAGCAGCUCCUCAAGCAUGUCCCCAUAAACAAGACAAGUUGUUUACAGGCCAGGAAUCAGAUAAAGACGAUGAAGAGGGUUUCUCUUGGAAACAGGUUGGUGAUGUACUGUUCCCUCCCAGUCACCCUACAGAAGGACUGGCCUCCCCCAGUCACCCUACAGAAGGACUGGCCUCCCCCAGUCACCCUACAGAAGGACUGGCCUCCCCCAGUCACCCUACAGAAGGACUGGCCUCCCCCAGUCCCCCUACAGAAGGACUGGCCUCCCCCAGUCACCCUACAGAAGGACUGGCCUCCCCCAGUCACCCUACAGAAGGACUGGCCUCCCCCAGUCACCCUACAGAAGGACUGGCCUCCCCCAGUCACCCUACAGAAGGACUGGUCUCCCCCAGUCACCCUACAGAAGGACUGAAGGAUGUAGGUAUAGUAUCAACAGUCAUCACGGUGCAUUCUGCUGGGGCAGAGGAAUCAUCAUCUGAACAGAAGUCUCUGGCACCUCUGACAAAAACAAGUGUCCACAUCUCUCCUGCCAGUUUAAUGAGCUCUGUAAAGAACGUAGAGAACUGUACUACGACAUCUGAACUCCAUGAAGACAUCCAGGCAACAAAACCCAAUGCUCAGAGUAGCAGAAACCAUACAGUUUGCAAGAGGUUACAUAGUCCCAUAUGUCUUUCCCCUGUGGUGAACGUGAAGCUCCUGAGAUCUGGUACACAACCGAAGAGGAUGAAUGGAAGGAAAGAUGCUGAAGACCCAGGGUCUGACGUUAGGAAUCCACCGUCUCCAACAGAGUUACAGAGUGACGAGCAUUUGAACAACAGGAUGCUGAAAGAUUGUGAUCGCCCAGUCCAUGUUCUACAACACCAGGAUAUGAAAGCUGACCGUAAGCGUCCUACAACCACCGACUGCAUCUCUGAGUCAAGGUCUGAGUCCCAGCUGACAGAUGAAGGGUCUGAGAAACUAGGUGGGAAAGACAAGACUGAGAUGAUCAGUACUAGAAGUGGGCGUGUCAGGAAGAGUCUUGUUAGAUCAAACGCAGUCCAAACCAGCUCAGUGAAAGACGGAGCGGCUCCCAGGGACGGCGCGGCUCCCAGGGACGGCGCGGCUCCCAGGGACGGCGAGCAAACGACCACCCUUUCAUGUAAAGUUAUUAUUGAAAGACUCAGCCCUGACAUGAGUGAAGGGAUCAGGCCAGCAGCCUUGCCUGUGGGCCACUCCCCAGAACCUACAGCAGCCUUGCCUGUGGGCCACUCCCCAGAACGUACAGCAGCCUUGCCUGUGGGCCACUCCCCAGAACGUACAUGGAAAGUUCCCAUUGGGAGGGUUCGCUUUGAAAUGGGUCCUCCACUACCUCCUCUUCUGAUGCCUCUCACUGUAACUCCUCCGAGACCGGUAAAACCUGGCAAUCCAAGACAGGUGAUUGGUAAACUGUCCUUUCCCUCACCAAUGGAAGGGCCUGUUUCCCCUGUGGGGUCCCAAACAGCACCUGAUGGUCAGAUGUUGAGCUCCCCGUCUCGAACCACCCCUUCCUCACCACUACAGUUUGGUUCAGCCACUCCUAAACACGCUGUUCCUGUUCCAGGGAGACUUCCUGCCUUCAGCCCCUCCUCUUCCUCCACUAGUCCCGCCCAGGAGAACUCCAUGAGGAUUCUAGACAGCAUGUAUCCAGAACUGUCUGCCCGUGCCUGGACUCUCAGUAUCCUCCGAGGAAACCUCUCUAUGUCUUCUGCUGAGACGGGGACCACACCUUCCAGCUCUGUCAGUCAGAUAUCUGGCUUCAAAACCAUCAACUCCUCGUCCACGGCUUUCACCAAAACGGAGCAAAGAGGGAAGCGAAGUGGAGUCAACAUGCUUCUACCAAAGAGUGCCAAAAGACUGAGGCUGGAUAACUGCUCCCCCGGCCCUGCUGGGGCGACGGCCGUUCCUGCUGGGGCGACGGCCGGCCCUGCUGCGAAGGGGAUAUCCUCCAUGACAUCAGCCAGUCCUGACCCACUACUCAGGACACCUCAACAUGGGAGUUCUUCACAGCCUACAGAGAAGGAGAAACUGUUUGGGAAAGCAGCAGGCGAAGCCUCCAUAUCCCAGGCCUUAGAGAAGGAGAAACUGGUUGGGAAAGCAGCAGGCGAAGCCUCCAUAUCCCAGGCCUUAGAGAAGGAGAAACUGGUUGGGAAAGCAGCAGGCGAAGCCUCCAUAUCUCAGGCCUUAGAGAAGGAGAAACUGGUUGGGAAAGCAGCAGGCGAAGCCUCCAUAUCCCAGGCCUUAGAGAAGGAGAAACUGGUUGGGAAAGCAGCAGGCGAAGCCUCCGUAUCCCAGGCCUUAGAGAAGGAGAAACUGGUUGGGAAAGCAGCAGGCGAAGCCUCCGUAUCCCAGGCCUUAGAGAAGAUAGCAGCCCAGUGUUUUGACCUGUUGCCUGUCAUCAAGAGUCACCUGUUUGUUGGGAAUCUGUCUAGGAAGCCUGUGUUACGGGAUGAGGAGAAGGAGGUCCUCUCUGAGUUCUCAGACAAUCAGCCUCUGGCAGAUGAUCUGAUGUCGGUGAUGCUGACUAAGCUGAAGACUGAGAGGACUGAGCUGCCUGGGUCUCACCUCCAGGCUCUGGUUAGAGUCUACACUGCUCUGUGCCGACGGAGGAGGGACUGGGACAGAGCACAUAUCCUGGCCUACAGCAUCCUUAGAGAAGAUUUCCCUGAGUCAACCAAGCUGGUUCUGUUCAUGGUGACCACAUGGCCCAAUGUGUUCUCCUGCAGGACUGUAGUGUGCCAGGCCAUCCACACGGUCACCAAGGUCAAAGCUCACGGAGAGGUGCUCCACUGCCUAACUGCUUACCUGGGAUGGGAGAAGAGUCCUCCUAGUGACGUGGAUCAGUUGGUGUCCCGCACGUUGACGUCCGUCAGAGCUGCAGCUGAGAUGACCUUCCAGAAACACCCGCGACAGGGACAGGACCUGAACCCCGUUGCCUGGCAACACGUCUUCACCCUGGAGCUGCUCUGCUCUCAUACACACUGGAAGUGGACCCAUGACAACCUACUGAGUACAGAGCUGUGGCCGAUGAUGAACUCCUGGGUGACCCAGCCCAGGUCAAGACAAACACCCAUCCAGGAUGUCACUGUGGCUGCGGUCCUCAGACUCAUAGGGCGCCUCGGGCAGCUCGGAAUAAAGGAGAGAUGCGGCUCGUCUGUGAAGAACAUCGCCAGGGUCAUCAACACAUUCGCCAGACACGGACAGUCAGAAGGUGUUCCCUGGGAGGUCCAGCUGGCAGCUGUCUACACUGUCUACGACCUGUCGCCUAGCAACCCCAAGGAGGCUCUGGCUGCGCUGGCGUCAUGGCGAGGAGAGACCACCCAGCCCGUCCCCCCCGCUGUCACCAGCUGCAUCACACAGAUCGCCUCGCUCUGCCGACACAUCAAACCCUAAAACCUAGCUCCUAACCCCUAGUCCCUUAAACAUAGCUCCUAUUCCCUAGACUUUAACCCCUAGAUCCUAACCCCUAGCUCCUAACCCCUAGUCCCUUAAACGUAACUCCUAUUCCCUAGUCUUUAACCCCUCCACACCCCUAGCUCCUAAUCCCUAGUCCUUAAACCUUCCACACUACUAACCCUUAUCUCCUAACCCCUAGCUCCUUAACCCCUAGUCCUUAACACCUACCCACCCCUAACCCCUAGUCCUUAACAACUCCACACCCCUAGCCCCUAGCUCCUUAUCCCUAGUCUUUAGCAGCUCCACACCCCUAACCCCUAGCUCCUAACCCCUCCUAAUCCCUAGCCCCUAACCCCUAGCUCCUAACCCCUCCUAAUCCCUAGUCCUUAACCCCUCCACACCCCUAACCCAUAGCUCCUAACCCCUCCUAACCCCUAGUCCUUAACCCCUCCACACCCCUAACAACUAGUUCCUAAUCCCUAGUCCUUAACCCUUCCACACCCCUAAUCCCUAGCUCCUAACCCCUCCUAAUCCCUAGCUCCUAACCCCUCCUAAUCCCUAGCUCCUAACCCCUCCUAAUCCCUAGCUCCUAACCCCUCCUAAUCCCUAGCUCCUAACCCCUCCUAAUCUCUAGCUCCUAACCCCUCCUAAUCCCUAGCUCCUAACCCCUCCUAAUCCCUAGCUCCUAACCUCUCCUAAACCCUAGCUCCUAACCCCUCCUAAUCCCUAGCUCCUAACCCCUAGGUCCAUUGCCACUUUUACAGAUCUGAAAGGAUUUCCUAAGUCCAAGAACGUUGCCUAUCAGAGGACAAGGUGAAGCAGCAUCCACACCCCUAGCUCCUAACCCCUAGGUCCAAGAAUGUUGCCUAUCAGAGGACAAGGUGAAGCAGCAUCCACACCCCUAACCCCUAGCUCCUAAUCCCUAGUCCUUAACCCUUCCACACCCCUAACCCCUAGCUCCUAAUCCCUAGGUCCAAGAAUGUUGCCUAUCAGAGGACAAGGUGAAGCAGCAUCCACACCCCUAACCCCUAGCUCCUAAUCCCUAGUCCUUAACCCUUCCACACCCCUAACCCCUAGCUCCUAAUCCCUAGGUCCAAGAAUGUUGCCUAUCAGAGGACAAGGUGAAGCAGCAUCCAUUUGACUGUUACCUAUCCAUACCUUUUCAGAUCUGACAUCUUGAACCGUGCUGUGGACUGAACCUCUGGGACUGGUUUUAAUGUCCAUAUUAUUUAUCUGUUGGUUAACGCAUCACGUUCCCCUUGGUGUUCUGUUGCGCUUCUUUGUAUGUUAAGCAUGACUUUGUAAAUAUGAUGUUGUAUACAAUAUCGUCUUACUUUUGUAAAUGUUUUGUAAAUGUUCACUGUUACAGAGCCUAUUAUUUCUAUUUAAUUUCACAAAUUAAAAUCUAAGAGGUAAACAUUG
Oncorhynchus kisutch (coho salmon) is the source of this 7489-nucleotide messenger RNA. RefSeq names its product KIAA0947-like (H. sapiens) (gene ice1). The record is from RefSeq and is a predicted model, not a curated record. The coding region runs from base 209 to 6064 and encodes 1951 amino acids. Lineage: Eukaryota; Metazoa; Chordata; Actinopteri; Salmoniformes; Salmonidae. The transcript is spliced from 21 exons.